Molecule: messenger RNA, 3527 nt
Organism: Nezara viridula (southern green stink bug)
Lineage: Eukaryota; Metazoa; Arthropoda; Insecta; Hemiptera; Pentatomidae
Source: the annotation of a GenBank genome assembly
AUGUACAGUCGGAGGGAGUCUUAUGAGACGGCUUCCAGCUUCGGCUAUGGCUCGUCUAGCUGUCAAAGGAAUCGCCGGAAAGAGCGGCUGAAUACGGAACUUCUGAAGGCCACCUCCUGCCUCGAAACGGAUCAGGUCUUGAGCUUGUUGUCCCAGGGAGCUUCACCGAAUGCAAGAUGUCGAGUGAGCUUAAUAACUGCUGGUCACAUCGCAGCAGCAAAGGGCCAUGACCAAAUUCUCUCGAUACUGAUCAGCGCUGGUGCAGACCCACAACUUCGGGACAACGCCGGUCGCCAACCGCACCAUCUAGCAGCUGCGGCUGGCAAUUUCUUAGCCCUUCGGACGCUUCUCCGUUCAGAUAACCAAUUGAUCAAUUCUCCUGUUAUACCACAACUUAAUCAAAACAUAGACAUAGAUACUAUUGAUUCAUGGAACCAUCAUCAUGAGGAAAAUCAGGAAUUGUUAUUUGAAGAAAUCGAAAUGGGCUAUUGUGCUCUACAUAUUUCAUCAAAGCGAGGUGACCUAAAAUGUGUUGAACUCCUACUGUCAUUAGGCGCUAACUUGAGCAUACACGACGGAAAAGGCUUAUCACCUCUAGAUGUUGCGGGCAUUCAGCCAAUAUCUUCAGAUGAAUGCGAUACAUGUCAAACAAGAGAUAGCGAAACGAAUGAAAGUGAAAUUCACAAGGUGAUGAAAAGUUUAAUUGAUGGUGGCGCACAAAUGCCAAAAGCUAAUAUAAUCUUAAAGGAAGGAUAUGUAGCGAAUCAGCGCAGGAAGGGAGUGACAGCACUCCACACAGCUGUGAGGAACCAAGACCUUCAUUUGACGGAGUAUUUGUUGUCAAAGGGCGCCUGCCUGAUGACCUGGGACGAGGAUGGCUUAUCGCCCGUACACGUAGCAGUGAACCUCUCUUCAUCUACACUAUUGAGGAGCAUGCUCAGCUUUACUGGGUCAAUAACAGCUAUAAGGGAUGCUAAGGGAAGAACCCCACUGCACUUGGCCGUUGAUAAUGGUUGGGCAGACGGUGUGGAAAUACUUUUAGAGGCUGGUUCAAUUGUAUCAACUACAACAAAUUAUAACCAAACUGUCCUCCAUAUCGCCUCUGAAAGAGGUAGAUUCUGCAUUCUUGAAGAACUUCUUUCUCUAAGGGAAACUGAGCAGAUUUUGGAGAGCAGAAACUGCAAUCACGAAACUCCUCUCUGUUGUGCUGUUAAAAAUAACCAAGUGAAUUGCGUGAAGCUACUCAUUUCCAAAGGUGCUGAUACAACAUUUAUGUUACCAGGUGAUCUAACUCUCCUUCACUUAGCAGUACGUAAUAACUCUCGAGAAAUAUUACAAUGCUUGCUGGAGAGUCCAGGAAUAGAACGUAAGAACGUCAAGAGCAAAGACGAAAGAAGAGGAAUGACACCCUUGCAAAUUGCUGCACAACAAGGUUUUGCUGAAUGUGUAAAAGAAAUGUUAUGUGUUAAAGUUGAUAUAUUUUUGGAAACAGAUGGACAAACGGCUCUCCAUCUUGCAGCAAAAUCAGGACAUCUAGAAGUGGUCCAAGCUUUAAUUAGUUAUGAUCAAAACAUACUAGAAGUUAAGAAUAAAGCUGGGUGGUUUCCGCUCCACAUCGCUGCCGGGCAGGGGCAUAGCGAUUGUGUUCGCUACAUGUUAUUAAUGGGUGCCGACAUAUCUGCGACAGUACCUAAUGAUUCAAGAAAAAACACGGCCUUAGACAUAAUUCUGUACUGUGUACCAAAGCCUGUUGAAUUUUUAGAAGAUAUAUUUAAUUGUUACAUUACAAUCAAUAAUUUUCCAGUUCACGACUUAGAUUGUGAAAUAGAAUUAAAGUAUGACAUCCUUAUGCCAAAGGGAGAAUAUGAAAAACAACUCAAGGUAAUUGACGCUAUUAUCAAUUGUGGAAAAGAAUCCCUAGAAAAAAAUCUUCUUUCGCACCCACUAACCGAAAGUUUCCUCUACCUUAAGUGGAUGAAAUUGAGGACCUAUUUCAUUCUGAUGAUAUUAUUAUACACCACAUUAACUAUAUCGAUAACUACCGUAUCACAUAUAACGUUCAUCGAAAAAAGUAAGACUACAUUAAAUUUGGUUUUAUCGAUGUCAGCUAGGGUUGUAAUGUUCCUCUGUCUCAUACCUAUAAUAACUGUUGAAAUAAUCAACGCAAGUCAAUUAAAACGUUAUUAUAUCCUUGAUAGUGAAUCUUGGGUAAAAUGGUCCGUUAUCAUUAGCGCCUGCAUAUUAGAAACAUUAAAUCCGAAAAUCUACUGGAUACAUUACCUAGCUUCCGUAACUGUGCUACUUUCUUGGAUUGAGCUUCUCUUUUUAAUCUCUCGGUGGCCAACAUGGGGUUUUUAUGUCUUAAUGUUUUCAAGAGUAGCUUCCAAAGUUAUUAAGGUACUGAUAACGUUUGGAUUUUUGAUGAUUGGAUUUGCUUUCGCGUUCCAGAUUCUUUUUGAAGCAAGUAUCCCAUUCAGAAAUAUUCUUGAAGCUAUCGUGAAAGUUAUUGUCAUGAUGAAUGAAUUUGAUUAUGAAAGCAUGUUCGAAAAUAUUCAUGAGCCCACAGCAUUCUUUGUAGUAGGAAGACUCAUGUUUGUAACGUUUGUAUUAUUGGUUGCUAUGGUUAUGAUGAACCUUAUUGUUGGUCUCUCUGUGAAUGAUAUAUCACAGUUGGAAGCACAAGGGCGGACCCAGCAAUUAGCCAAACAAGCAGGAUUUCUUAGCUUCCUAGAGCUUUGCUUAUAUUCCAAGAGACUCGAUUCUCUUCCCCAAAAAUGGAGGAAAGCAUUAUCAGAACGGAGGUCUGUCACAACUACAAUUACAAUUAUUCCUGCAAGACAUUCCCAGUCAAAUGUUAUAUUACCAAAGAGUAUCAUAGAAAAUAUUUUGAACAAUAUUAGCAGUAGGCAAAAUAAAGCUAAUAUAAGUAACAGUCUCCAGAAUAUUUACAACAAAAUUGAAACCAUUUCUCAAUUAUUUCGUACUCUCUCGAAAGAAAAUUUAUAUGAGAACACAGAGAUUAAAAAUUUUAAAGGAAUGCUUGAGUCAAUAUUAGAAGAACAGAAAUCACUAAAAGAUUUAAUUAUGAAAAAAUAAUGCAAAUGGAAUUCCGAUUUACGCAAGACAAGUAAAUAAAAAUGUAUAAAUAGGAAAUCAUGAUUCUUUAAUUUAUUUAUGUCAACCUGUACUUCCAAGAAUUAGAAUAUUCAACUAAUGAAUAAAGGUCCAGUUGAAGAUUUGUCUGAACUUAAAAUUGCAGAAUAAGGAGUUUGAAUUCAAGUGAAAAUUGUCCAAUGAAAGUCCCUGCUACCAGAUUCCCUCAAAUACCAGAGCGAAAUAAAAAAUACUAUAUUUUCACAUCACUUAUAAUUCAAAAAACCGUCGAAAUUUAGAGAAGAGGACAAAACUGAAGUUUAUUUUCGUCAUAUUAUGGAUCUUCUUAGAAUAUGGGAUUUGCCGUCUUCAGAAGAACAGGCAAUUCAAUAUUUUCAAAAUUUUGGGAUACUUGCAGACGUGAAAUUGUGUGA